AUGAAAUUAUUGUAUGUACGUUUCUGUGGUCGCACAGCAAUUAUGCUUCACGGGACGGAUCCCACCUGACCAAGUCACAGCUGAAGAAAGAGCCAAGUGGGAACAUCGAAGCCAGCCACGCUGUCUGGCCAAUCAGGUCCAUGGUUGUCGUCUAAGCCACCAAACGCCCUGGGCUGUUUCAGCUUUGUGGAGAGCUUGACGCGCGUUAAGAGUGCCGCUCCCCCCCUGCGAAGGAACCCUGAAGACAAAAGAGGGAGCAUUUACGACAAAACAGAGGCACCCGACCCCAAGGUCGAUUCUCCUUUGAGACACCCACCUCCAACGCCAUUUGCCCUCUCCAUUUCUUCAAGCUUUCACUCGGGAACGACAACAAAAAAGCCUCAUGGCUCCGACACACGCAGAAGCGCUCCGCAGCCUCGUCCCGGCGUGGCCUGUCGCCGCCAGGCAUGCCGUGGCCCUCGGCGUCUCGGCGGGGGCCCGCUCGGCGCUGCUGGCGCGCCGCGACCUGACCGUCAGCCACACGCAGAAGGUCACCCUGGGCAUCAUCGGGGCCUACGUCGUCGUCAUCGCCCUGCUCUGGAACCUGCCGUACGUUCGCUGGGUGCUGUGGCCUUUCAAGAUGCUCGUGAUAGCCUUCCACGAGUUCAGCCACGCCCUGGCGGCGGUCCUCACGGGCGGCCGCGUCAAGUCCAUCUCGCUGGACCCGCACGAGGGCGGCGUGACGCACAUGCAAGGGGGGAAGGGCGCGGUGACGCUGCCCGCGGGCUACCUGGGGUCGUCGUUGAUCGGGGCGCUGCUGACGUUCUGCGGCUUCGACGUCGUCGCCUCAAAGGUCGCGAGCAUCGUCCUCGGCGUCUGCUUCCUGCUCACGCUGUGGUGGGCCCGCCGGGACUGGCUGACUAUCGUCACCGUGCUGCUCGCUGUCGGGUUGCUCGUUGCGUGCUGGUUCAUCGCGCAUGCGCUGCCGUUGAGGUUUGUCGUGUUGUUCAUCGGCGUCAUGUCGUCGCUUUACAGCGUCUGGGAUAUCUGCGAUGAUCUCAUCCUGCGAAAAGUGAACAGCUCCGACGCCAGCGUCUUCGCAAAACGGUACGGCGGCUCGUCGCAGUGCUGGGGCGUCAUCUGGUCCAUCAUCUCGCUCCUCUUCAUGGUCUGCGGCAUCGUCGCGGGCAUAGCCGCGUUCCCGAAGUCGUUCAGCGAACAGGAGGAUGAGUCGAAGCACUUCAUCCCCACUCGUUGAGCCCACUUCGCCAAACAUGGAUCCGUCCAUUCCAUCGAUUACUUCGAUUUUUACCCGGUGUACCGACUAACUGGCUAUCUUGGUCGUAAUGGUCGGCUGCUUGGCGGGGUGGUGUGUGGGAAGUCGGUCGUUUAUAGGAAUCAGCUGGCUGCAGCGCUGCGCGUUUUCUUUUGGUGGAUUGGUUGGCGUUUUGG
Molecule: messenger RNA, 1431 nt
Organism: Phialemonium atrogriseum
Lineage: Eukaryota; Fungi; Ascomycota; Sordariomycetes; Cephalothecales; Cephalothecaceae
Product: peptidase M50B-like-domain-containing protein
Exons: 4
Coding region: 383-1237 (284 amino acids)
Source: RefSeq, a predicted model, not a curated record